ACAUUCGUUUUCUCUCAGAAACCGUGGAUGAAACAGAGAGAAGGGGAAAAAAAGAAAGAAAGAAAGAAAGAAAGAAAAGGAGUUAUAUAACUAUUUAACUGUGCAGUUUCUUUGUCUGCUCGCCUUUUUGUUUUGUUUAGAGGCUACAAAAUAUUAGGUUUAAACUACUAAGCCGUGUUUUAUUACACGGACUACAGUUCAUAUUCCUGUGUUUUACUUUUGCACAAAUAUUCCGCAACAAAAUAUAAUGGCUGCUAUCAGGAAGAAGCUGGUGGUGGUCGGAGAUGGUGCUUGCGGUAAAACCUGCUUGCUUAUCGUCUUCAGCAAAGACGAGUUCCCCGAGGUGUAUGUGCCAACAGUCUUUGAGAACUAUGUCGCCGAUAUUGAGGUGGACGUCAAACAAGUUGAGCUGGCUCUUUGGGAUACCGCUGGGCAGGAAGACUACGACCGCCUGCGCCCUCUCUCCUACCCGGACACCGAUGUCAUCUUGAUGUGCUUCUCCGUGGACAGUCCUGAUUCGCUGGAAAACAUCCCGGAGAAGUGGGUCCCCGAAGUGAAGCACUUCUGCCCAAACGUGCCCAUCAUUUUAGUCGCCAACAAGAAGGACUUAAGGAACGACGAAAGCGUCCGUAACGAACUGGCCAGGAUGAAGCAAGAGCCGGUGAAAACUGAGGACGGCCGGGCCAUGGCAGUUCGAAUCGGAGCCUACGAUUACUUGGAGUGCUCGGCCAAAACCAAAGAUGGAGUGCGGGAGGUUUUUGAGACUGCCACAAGAGCUGCACUCCAGAAGAGAUCCAGGCCGUCGGGUGGCUGCGGAAACUGCUGCAAACUGUUGUAAUUUACUGACCAUGAACCGAGACGCUUACUUCUAAGCAAAGAUAACAAGAAGAGACCCUCCUCCGGCAAUCGAUGCCAGGAUACAAACUCACAAAAAAAUGUGACUUGUGUGUUUUGUUUGUGGAGAAAAUAUGCUAGGCGACUGUGCCUGCCCUCUCUUUCUUUAGAAGUCUGACAUGAAAUAAAUAAGACUAUUUGCAGAUUGGCCGGGUGGAUAUGGAAAACGAGCUGUGGCAUGAAGGGGGUUCAUCUAGGGCUGAAAUGUGUAAUUCGGGAAUAUGAAACGUUUUGUUCCUGUGUUGAGACUAUAUGGUCCGGCGAAGUAGAUGGGCUUGAUAAGCCACCUUGAUCAAAAUGGACAUGGAAGUUCCUGACUGAAGUGUGUAUGUGGCGGAGGGUGUAUUUUUUAUUUCUGAAGCGAUGAGACCAGCUAGAUGGACUUCUUUAAUAAAGGUGUUUUAAACCAGGGGCAUGCAGCGAACCAAGAUUAAAACCUGUUUAAAUUUGUGUUGAAGUGGGGAGGGGGCACUACGGGGCUUUAUGCAGUCAUAAUGUUAACAUAAUUUUGCUUUCACAAAGACUUUGCCAUCACAGAGAAGGUGCCCGCUUUUCAGUCAAGAAUGACUACAGAUGCUGUAUUUUAUAGUGGGUAUAUUGAAUACCAAGUGUUAGGCUUUCUUUUGAAACUGUCUUUUUUUCUGAUUGAUUGCACAAUUAGGUUUUGUGCCAAACCAUCACAUUUUUUAACCUUCAGUGUAUCCAGCUUCAUUUUGUUAAGUUAGAUAUUGUCGGGGGGGGGGGGGGCACUAUAUGUUUGCCUUGAACCUUUGUGGCAUCGCUGAACUGGGUGGAGUUUGUCACAGUAAUUUUAUUAUGGCAACUUUAGUCAAAUGUUUUAUUUAAAAAAAAAAAAAAAAAAAGUGUUAAAUGUUUUCGGUGGCAACAUUUGUGAAAGGAGGUUGUACUGUUAUUGUAUAUAAUUUAAUAUUUUGAUACGUCUUAGCUAGUGGUACAGAGGAUAUUGUCUUUGUCUAAAACUGACAAUUAUGAAGUUAUAAGACGUAUAAUAUGAUGUUUACAAGAACCGUAUGUAAGCUGUGAAAGAACAGUUUUUACAAAAGUAAUAAAAACACAAACAAAUAAAA
This is a messenger RNA of Polyodon spathula (Mississippi paddlefish), 1982 nucleotides long. Its product is annotated as rho-related GTP-binding protein RhoB. Gene Ontology annotation, molecular function: GTPase activity; GTP binding. The transcript has a single exon. Bases 248 to 838 code for a protein of 196 amino acids. The record is from RefSeq and is a predicted model, not a curated record. Gene Ontology annotation, biological process: small GTPase-mediated signal transduction. NCBI's taxonomy places the organism in Eukaryota, Metazoa, Chordata, Actinopteri, Acipenseriformes, Polyodontidae.